Molecule: messenger RNA, 2364 nt
Organism: Panonychus citri (citrus red mite)
Lineage: Eukaryota; Metazoa; Arthropoda; Arachnida; Trombidiformes; Tetranychidae
Gene: Capr
Product: caprin-1-like
Exons: 4
Coding region: 142-1986 (614 amino acids)
Cellular component (GO): cytoplasm
Molecular function (GO): RNA binding
Source: RefSeq, a predicted model, not a curated record
CUACAUUUGUGUGUAAAGAUUUUCUUUCAUUUUUUUUUGUGAUUUCUUGUGUUUUUUUGUUUAAUUAAUUAUAAUUCCAAUUUGAUUAAUACUUCUUUUGUUUUCUUUUCUCAAUUGUUGUAAUUGAUUCACAUCAUUAGCAUGCCUUCUGUUACUAAUCCUAACAAAGUUGAUAGAUCAACUUUACCUGAUCCUCACCAAGAACCUCUCAACAAGGUUCAACUCUUGGUAGAUAACAAGAUCCGUAAUUUAGAGAAGAGAAAGUCACGUUUGGAGCAAUAUCGAGACGAGGCUAAAGCUGGUAAGGAAUUGAAUCUUGACCAGAGGAAAGCAGUCAAACGUUAUGAAGAGGUUACCGAAAUGUUGGAUUUUUUCCGUGAAUUUAAAAAGAAUGUCCAAACAAUUUUUGCUGACCACGUUAAGCAAAUGAAAAAGUUAGCAAGAAAGGAACGACCUACUAGAGAUCCUAAGGAAAUUGAACGUUUAAGACUAGUUUUCCUGUUCCAUGAUCUGUUAGGUAACCUCAAUGCUGAUGUUAAAAACGACUUUAUUAAAGGAACUAAUGGGGCUAUUCAACUUACUGAAGAUAAGAUUCAGCAUUUGGAAGAGUUCAGCAAGAUUGUUGAUUCGGAAAGGAGUAAGGUUGAUGAAGCUAACAAGAACCACACCAAAACAGCAGAACGAUAUCUUGCUUUAGUCGAAGGUAUUAGGUCAGAUGCGUUUAAAGGAACAUCUUAUAAAGAACUGAAGGAAACCUUACUAUCCAUCAGCGACAGUGGUUAUUUCGAAAAGUCUACCUCUAUCAGUGUAUCCGCUACAAAUGCUGUCUCUAAAUCCAGCUUAUCCUCAGCAACAAGUCAACCUCAGCAACCGCAAGUCGCAGAAACUGGUAACUUAUCUAGGGUUACGGAUGAUGAAAAUUUAAGCAGACCAAACUUUGAAUCUAGCCCAAUCCAACCUAUUGUAUCGAAUGAUUCUCAAGCACCAGUAAAACCGGAUAUCAGUGGAGUUAAUAAAUAUCAGUCUCAACCGUCUCACCCAUCGCAUCAAUCGCAACAUCAAAAUAAACCCAGAAAUCCAAACUCUAACCAGCCUGGUUUACAAGAAAUGCUAAGUAAUGUUGGAGGUCCUGGAGUGGGUAAUCCUGUUGCGGCUCCACCAAAUAGUUAUAAUUUCUUGCAAGAGUCUCGAUUAGAAAUGGAAAAUGCACCUCAUAUGGAUCCAGCGGUAGUUGCAAUGGCUCCUGUAACUGGUGCAUAUUCAGCAGCUUAUGGUAACAAUCAAAGUGUGGAAGCGUUAGCAGCUCAAUUUGCUUCUACGUGCAUCCCACCAAUGUCAUCAGUCAACAACAUGACUAAAGAUGUUACAACCUUUGAGACUACUGGUCCAAAUCAUCAACCCAUACCAACACAAACUUUCACAAACCAAAGGUUCACAGCCAUGAUGACUGGAGGAACAUUCGUACAACCAGUACCCAUUGCAAAUCCUUCAUUGCUUGGUUUACCUGUACAAUUAACCGGCCAAACAAUGAACCCACAUCAAACUGGCUCCAACGAGCAAAUGACCUCUAACCAAUCAAACAAUGAUAACCAGAAUCACGGUAUGACCAUGGCUGCUCUUGGUCAAUCUAUGCUUGCUGGCUAUGGACCGGAGGUAACCUUUACUCAGUAUCAGGCUCCUCAUCAACAACAUGAUAACUCACGAAAUAAUCAAGGACCUAGUCGAGAUAAACAAUCUUAUCAAGGAGACGAUAAUCAAGGUGGUUAUGGAUCAAAUUAUGGAAGAUACCGACGAGGUGGUGGUCGUGGAGGUGGCGGAGGAGAUCGUAACUCUGGUCCUCCUCGUGCAAACAAGUACAAUUCCUCUAAUGGUUAUAGUUCUCGUGGACGUGGAGGUGGUCCUGGUGUUCGAAGCUCCGGCAAACCUCAAGAUAACAAACCUAAGAACAUUUCUGAUAAUCGAAAUGUUUCCAAUCAAUGGUCAUAAAGAAACAACAACAACAACAAAAGAACCCAAGACUCUUCUAUCUCUUUUCUUCUCUUGAAUAAUAAUAACACUAAAUAAUUCCUUUUUCUUUUGUGAAGAAUCUUGAUUAGUCGAGAUUAAUCACUUAGAGUCCAACACCUUUUUUUUUCUUCUAUUUGCUCUCUACUUUUUUUCUUCUGGUUCCCUACUUUUUUCGAAUCUUUCCCAACUCUCUCAACCCUUAACUUCCACAAUGUUUUCACUCUUUCUUUAUCUUUUUCUCUCACACUUUUCCUUUUCCUUUUCCUUUUUCUCAAUUUCUCCAUUGGCUUGAAUAUGAAGCUUUAAAAAAAAAGAUAAUAAAAGAAACGAUUCGCUUUCAGUGAAAAAAAUAUUUAA